AUCACCAUGGCCGACGCCGACAAUGAGCCUACGAAACGCGAAUUCCACUUCAACGAGCAGCGUGCGAGUCUGCGGUCGGAUACUUCGCAGAGCUCCUCCAACGCCCGCUCGCGCUCAAGACAUCAGAGUCUACUGUCCCAGCGACAGAGUCUGCCACGGACCACAGAGGACUUUGACCUCCAUCCGGAUCGUGCGGACAGCGAAACUUUGUCCUCGCCGCCUGGGAGUCCUUCACCGGCGCCUGCUGUGCCAAGAGACCGCUCGGAAACGGUAGCGAGUCGAGAGAAGGAGAAAAGAAGGAGCAAGAGAUCAAGCACAGGUAGAGGUUCAGCCACAUCAAGAUCGAAAUCACGCACAAGAGCUACACCAAAAGGACGCAAUAUAGAAGACCUCCUAGUUGCAGCGUCAUGGGACAAUCUGGACUUCCUAUCCUCGCCACCACCAGAACUGCCGGGUCUACCGCCUGCACAACACGCAGAACCACGCACACCAACAAAGCAGCGCUCACGCCGCCCCUCACUCUUCAGCCGCUCAAACCCCAGCAACGCGGCCCAGUCCCAGAACAACAUCACAGCGCUGCCUACCAUGACCGACGACGCGAAGCAACAGCUCUCCGAAGCCGACAGAUACCACCAAUCCUGGUCGACGCCAAAAGCCCAGCGCGCGUCUAAGCUCUUGACAGAACUGUAUACAGUGUCGUUUUUGAUUUUCUUCGCCAUCUGGGGCUCGCUGGCGCGCCUCGGCCUCCAGGCACUAACCUUCUACCCCGGCGCGCCGGUCCUCUUCAGCGAGCUAUGGGCCAACGUCGCAGGGACAUUCAUCAUGGGCUUCUUAUCCGAGGACAUGCGGUUGUUCCGCGAAGAAUGGGGGGGUUCCGCCGGCGGCGCGUCCAUGGCACAACCCGAAGACCGACCCGCUGAAGGCCACCAGAAUUUGGAGAAGCAGCGGACGAGGGAUAAGAAGAGCCACGGCAAGGUCAAGAAGACGAUUCCAAUAUAUGUGGGCUUGACGACGGGGUUCUGUGGGAGUUUUACGAGUUUCUCGAGUUUUGUGAGGGAUGUGUUUUUGGGCAUGUCCAACGAUUUGGCUGCGCCGAUGUACCAUCCUACCUCGAGUCCCUCGGCGCUCGUCCACCGCGACGCUGGGUACUCGGUCAUGGCGCUCUUGGGCGUGGUGUUCAUCACCGUGGCUUUGUGCUUCUGCAGCUUGAGAGUGGGCGCCCACUUAGCCGUCUACAUGGAUCCGGUUACACCCACGCUGCCCUUCCGCUUCACGCGCAGAGUGCUCGAUCCGCUCUUCGUUGUCCUAGGGAUUGGGUCCUGGAUCGGCGCGGUGGCUAUGGUCGCUCUCCCUCCACACAACGCAUGGCGCGGACAAGCACUCUUCGCGUGCGUAUUCGCGCCGGUCGGGUGUCUGAUGCGAUACUAUGUCUCGCUCCUCCUCAAUGCCAAGAUUCCGUCGUUCCCGCUCGGCACGUUUGUGUGCAAUAUGUUCGGCACGACGGUGCUCGGCAUGUCGUACGAUCUCCAGCGCGUGGCGAUUGGCGGUGUUGCGGGCGGCAGUGUCGUGGGCUGUCAAGUGCUCCAAGGUAUCGAGGAUGGGUUUUGCGGCGCGCUGACGACGGUGUCGACGUGGAUGCUUGAGCUUGAUACGUUGAGGAGGGGGCAUGCGUAUGUGUAUGGGACGAGCAGUGUUGUCGUGGGGUUGAGCAUCAUGACUGUGAUUAUGGGGAGUGUGAGGUGGAGUAUUGGGUGGGAGGCUGUUGCUUGUGUAACGUGAUGGGUGCGUUCCGAGGGAAAGGGUUGAUGUGAGACGAUAAUGAAUGGAUAUAUAGUGGUUAAUGAAGGCUAUGGAUAUGGGUGUAUGUAUGGUUGGGAUAGCUGGAACGGUACAUAUGAUGGAACAGAUACCCAAGCUAAAUACGUUAAUAUGUUGUUG
Molecule: messenger RNA, 1938 nt
Organism: Macroventuria anomochaeta
Lineage: Eukaryota; Fungi; Ascomycota; Dothideomycetes; Pleosporales; Didymellaceae
Exons: 2
Coding region: 7-1779 (590 amino acids)
Biological process (GO): fluoride transmembrane transport
Cellular component (GO): membrane
Molecular function (GO): fluoride transmembrane transporter activity
Source: RefSeq, a predicted model, not a curated record